UAAGCAGUGAAUGUAGUUGUGUGUGUGUGUGAGUAUGUGCGUGUGUGUAUGAAAAAAGUGCAAUUCUGUGCAACAACGUAACGAAAAGAAGAGCGAAAAUCUGCAUCGAAAGUGAAAUCAAUCGGUUACACCGGUCAAGCGGUCGGGCCGCAUGUUCGAAACGUACCGGAAGUGAAUCGAACGUUGGCGCUAGUGCAGGAAACGGGCGCUUCACCCCACAGGGGCUGUGUGGGAAAAAGUUAAUUAAUCCAACUAUUGGUUCGCUGGUUCGUCCCGCAUUCCCGAACCGGAGCAGCACUGGCGGUGCAGUGGUCGAAGAUUUGGCACGUACGAAAUCGAUCCGUCCGAGUUCCGGCAAGGGUUUCGUAACGGAGGACGAUCAAAGUUUGACCGAUCGGUCAGUCGGCAUCUCAACGGCUCAGCAGCAGCAGCAGCAGCACACCGGCAGCAAAAUGGAAACGGAGGAAAUUAUCAAACUGGUUGACGGGAUCUACAAGAACAUACUGGAAAAGUUCAAUCCCGGAGCACGACAGUUGAUCAGCGCUGGCAAGGCGUACCUGAAGGCACUGCAUGGAGCGUCCACCGCGUCGAACGUGUUCAACGAAGCGCUCGCCAAGAUCGCCGUCAAUGCACAACAGGGAGGAACCAUCGACAUUGGUUCCGCCUUGAUGAACAUUGUCGGUGUGUACAAAGAGAUCCAGGAUCAGCACAUGAACAUCCUGAAAGCAUUCUACGUCGAUCUGCUGGUGCCGCUGGAAACGAAUCUCGAGAAAGACACGAAGGUGGUACAGUUCGAGCAAAAGAAGUUUCUCCAGCAGCACAAGAUGCGCUCGGACAGCUACAGCAAGGCGGCCGCUACGAUGAAGAAGUACCGUAAGAAGAACUCGAAAAACACCCCCAAGGAGGCGGAGAAGGAAAUCAAGAGCAUCCAGGCGUUCGAGGAGGAAAAGCAUAAGCUGGACCAGUUCUGCGAGCAGAGCCUGAAGAACGCAAUGACACAGGAACGGCGCCGGUACGGGUUCGUGCUCGAGCGCCAGUGCUCGCUGGCGAAGCACUGGAUGGCGUACCAUCACUCCGGCCACAUGAUCAUCGAGAAGUCGCUGGACAACUGGAACGAUGUGGCGGCGACACGCGAAUUUUUGCCCCCGAACGUGGAAAACAUGUUCACCGCGAAGCAGGCGUUGCGCGACGUCGAGGAUGACGAUGACGAUGAUCGGGAAUCGAUCGCGUCCCAGCUGCGCAAGACACGUUCGAUCGAUGCCUCCUGUCUCGAUAUGCGCUCGCUGGCGGACGUCGCCAACAGCACGCUCCAGAUGCCGCGGGCCAAGUCGGAGUUUAAUCUGAACAACAACACCGGCACACUGCUGGGUGGUCACCAUCACCAUCACCACCAUCACGGGAUGAUGAUGAUGGGCGGUGGUGGUGGUGGUGGUGCUGCUGCGGGUAGUAUGGUGGGGGGUGGCAGUAACGGCAAACCGGACAUUUCGCACUGGGAGCGGCCCACGGUGAAGGCACUGUAUGCGUACCUGUCGUCGGGCGAGAACCAGCUGAGCUUUCUCGAGGGUGACCGUAUCGCGCUGGUGGGCGAUCGGGCCAAGGGCUGGCAGUUUGGGGAAAACCUACGCACGCAAAAGUUUGGCUGGUUCCCGAUAGCCUACACUGAGACCGAGCGGGACGAUAAGGAAAGCAUCAGCGAGUGGGUUAAGGCUCCACCGAGUGACAUUGAGCUGGACCAUACGCCGGACACUUCGCUCGAGAGUACGCUGGUCGAUGACAGUCUGACGAAGAUGUCGGGAUCGUACCACGGUGGGGAGGAUGCAUCUCCAACACGCAUGUUCGGUGACACGAUCCAGUACCGGCAGUCGAAGCAAUUCCGGCGUCUGUCCCGCGGUGAGAAGCCACCGAAGCCAGGACCACCGCCACAGUUGCCGGCACCCGUACCGACACCGGUCGUACCGAACAGCUACAACGGUGGCAAACAGCAGCGUCACGAUGGAGCUUCCGGAUCCGGCGGAUCAGGUGGAAUUCCACAGUCGAACAGCUUCUCGUCGGCAGGUGUACCACCGAUGACGUCGGAUAAACGCAAAUCAGGCUCGGCCACGAUGAACUUCAGCAAGCCGCCAUCGAGCAGCAAUCCGAAGCAAAAGCGGCAGAGUAACGGAAUGGCCAGUGCCUCGCUGCAUAGCAGCAACGACAGUGGAUUCUCCAACGAGCCACAACCGCAACCGGAAGCCGAUCUGUAUUCGGACGAGGAACCAGUGAAUCGAGUGCCAAUAAGAUCUGCCCGCUCGGAGAAGAACCUGCUGAACGACCAGUCGACCAUGACUCGCCAAGGUGGUCGCGAUAGCAGCGUACCUUCACCACGCUACCACGAUGAGGAUGAUAUCUACGGCACGAUUGUGCCACCCCGGCCACGGCACCAGAGCCAGAUGAUGAUGCGGCAGGCCAACAGCUACGGCAACAUUGCGGAAAGCAACUCGGGAACGCUCGAGUACGGGUAUCGCUCGCGCAAUCGGAUGUCCUCGGAAAACCAUCCCAACCAGAGCGACUCGCAGAAGAUAAAGCGCACGAAAUCGUUCUGGAAGUUCUCCAAGUCCGAGGACCACAUCCUGGAAGGGAUGGCCAUGUGGAAGCACAACGACAUCAUACCGACGGGGCGUGAAAAGCGCGAGAUGGAGAAGAAGGAGGCCACGCUGAAGCGUAACAUGCGCAAGAAGGAGCAGAUCGAGAAGCAGAAGCAGAAGGAAAUGAUUGCGGCCAAGGCAGAAGAGGAACAGCAGCAACAGCAACAGCAGCAGCAGCGUCGUAAAGAUAACUCCCGAGGUAACGCCAACGGCAUGCUGGACACCGAAAGUAACACAAGCACGCUCGUUCGGAGCAAUAAUCGGGAGUCGCGUGAACGCGAUCGAGAUCUUCGUGAACCGGCACGCGAACGGCCGCACAGUAUCGCACUGAUGCCGGAGCAGGAAAAGUUCCCGAUCACCAAAUCGGACAUCGACAAGCGCAUCUCGAAGAUUGACCAGGAGUUCCACCAGCAGCAGAAGAAGGCGAGCCGCGGUGGACAGGACGAGGAGCGUGGCGGAGGCCGUACGGGUCGUGAUCGGAGUGGUGGAGAUCGUAAGCAGUCGAAGGGUGGUGGUAAAAAUGACACCAACAACAAUAACCGCCAUAGUUACGCCGGGGAACAUCUGCACCGACAGCACCAGGAGCAGGAACUGUACGGCGAGGCACCGAUGGGUGGGAAGCAGGGCAAGCAGGACAAGUAUCGCACGACGGAGCGUGAGACGAACAAGAACCGGAACAAUGAUGCACUGAACAAGUACUACCAGGAUCAGACGUUCGAUGACUUCUCGAUUAUUCCGGCUGACUCGAUCAUGAUGCAGGACACCAGCUUCUACGAUGAUGAUGGCAUGAUGGAUGACAUGAUGCUGAUGAAGACGGUGCGGCGCAAGGAGAUCUUGAAGCAGUACUACUCGAGUGGCACCGAUACGGAGCGCAACUCGUCCAGCUCCGAUCCGUACGAUUGUAUCGUUGUGGAUGACCAUCUGGUGGCAAAGUCGGGCCGGAAAGCGAACGGUGCCGAUGGUUCCAUGAUGCGCAUGAUGACUGACAGGCGUGGCGACAAGAAGGAUCGCGGCAUGUCCGAUGACAAGAUGGCAUUCUCCACAUUCCGCGGCGGUGUCUCGGGUGGUAAUGGAGGCCGGGGUCAGCUGGACGAUGAUGACGAUGAUACGAUGAUGGCCUCGAUGACACUGGAUGACGAGUUGAUGGAGGAGGAACAGCAGCAGCAGCAACAGCAGCAGCAACAAUCUCGCCAGCAGCAGACCCGCGAUCGUCGUACGAAGAGCUCCAAGGGUAAUCUGGCCGAGUCGAAGUAUGAGUCGGAGCAGGAGUCUCGCAUCAGUGCCAAGAUGCAAAACAACGGUCAGCAGCAGCACCAACAGCAGCAGCAUCAGCAGCAGCACCAGCAGAAGCGCAAGUCCACCAAAUCGAUCGCCUCGGACGGUAAGGCGUACGGGCCAUGGUAUGACCUCUGGGGUGCGGAUAGCUCAGUCCACAACCAGAAGCUGUAAAACCCGCGCACCAUCAUCUUUUCCCCCGUAUGGUGAAUCGAUCUUUAUCGCCGGUGUAAAGAUCGCAUUUCAGCCGAAUAGCACAGCAAACACACGCACCCAAUCAGAACGGCACUAUAAACACUACCAAAUCACCUGCAAUCACCCUCAUGCAACAUUCUAGUGCUUGCAAUUUGCAGCAACACCACAACACGAAGACAACGGACACAGGACAUUGGUUAAAGUUAACGGCAAAAACGACACACAGUUUCAAUGGACACACUAUUUCGGCAAAAAGAACGCAUGACCACCGAGUUGUGACACCGGUACGUCGUUGAUCGAUUUGGAUGGACGGGACACGGAUGGACACGGAUAUCGAGACAUGAUUACCACCAUGCAACCAUUCCCAAAUGCAUGCAGCGAGCUGCGGUAGCAGUGGCGGUGCGAUUAUUUUAGUCUUACUUAGUCGAUAUUUAAAUCGUUUCGUUUUACCUUCACCUCAGCAGACGAUCACGAUCUAGCCUCUUGGUAGAUAUGUUUAAGGUAAUGCUAGUUGUAAGCGAUCAGUACCCGUUCAGUACCCGAUCAGUACGUUGUAUAUCGCGGGACCAGGCGAAAGGUUUCAGUAAGGAAUAUAGGAUUUAGACGGCUUUACACCCGUUAAUGUUACUGUGGCUUUAGGCUCGUUUCGUUUUGUUUUACACUUUUCUCUUCUUGUUUUGCAUGUAUUAUCAAAUUUUAUUACUGGUUGCGGGAUGUACUCCAAUGUUAUUGCUGUAUUAGUUUUGUUUUUUUUUUAAUAGUGUACCGUAUUAUUUCGUGACAUUCUUCGUUUGUCCCAAAAUAGUCAGUAUUGAAUUUUUACGUAUUAUUCAUUUCCCGCACAUAAAACUCGUUGUGUACACAACCCCGUUCGCCUUUGCUGCAGAGCAGGGUGGAUAAGGAUUUCUGCUCAAAUAAUCGAUGUUAUUAAAUAAUGUGAACUGCUGUAUCGCAUUAUGCUAGGGUAAGCUUUGUACUUUUACCGCAAAACGAAGAAGUUAAUGUGCCAAUAGUGAGAGUGAUGGAAAAGCGAGAGUUAAAGCUUGAAGCGGAGUGUGGGUGUGAACGAAUGGGGGAAGCAGUUUAAUAUUCGUCCAUUAACAUUAGAGCUAGCGUAGCACGAUAGUCAACUAUUUCGUAACCUAAUGAAUGUGUAAUUUAAAACCAGAAGCAGAAAUGUUUGAAAUUGUUCAAAGGAAUCGGCCAACAUCCGAUCGUUUGCCGGCAUGGAAAAAUCCUGGAAAGGAGAAGGAGAAAUGUUUUGUGUUUAUGAUUGUAUUAUCCAUUACCGUCAAUAAAGUUAUGUU
Molecule: messenger RNA, 5401 nt
Organism: Anopheles moucheti
Lineage: Eukaryota; Metazoa; Arthropoda; Insecta; Diptera; Culicidae
Gene: IRSp53
Exons: 7
Coding region: 453-4073 (1206 amino acids)
Biological process (GO): actin crosslink formation; actin filament bundle assembly; plasma membrane organization
Cellular component (GO): nucleoplasm; cytosol
Molecular function (GO): protein binding
Source: RefSeq, a predicted model, not a curated record